ACUGAGGGCCCGUAUUGCACCUCUGCUUCUCUUUCAGAAAACACUAGAAAUUUACUCUGUGGAACUCGAUGGAACGAAAGACAUCGAGAAAACAGACGAGGGGGACGGCAAGGAGAAGUACAGGGGCCUGAAGAACAAAUGCCUGGACCUCAACAAGCAUCAUCAGAAAGAGGAGUUUAAGAAAGAACUCGACCUGGAUGACCACAAACUCAGCAACAAGGAAUUGGAAAGGAAAUACGGUACCGACAUCAUUACGGGCCUCUCCAGCUCCAGAGCUGCCGAGCUGCUGGCUCGGGACGGGCCCAACGCCCUCAGCCCUCCCAAGCGGACGUCGGAGAUUAUUAAGUUCCUCAAGCAGAUGGUGGGGGGCUUCUCCAUCCUCCUGUGGAUAGGAGCCUUCCUGUGCUACGUCGCCUACGGGAUUCUGUACUCCAGCAACACCUCCGCAUCCCUAGACAACGUGUACUUGGGCUCCGUACUCAUCCUGGUCGUCAUUUUAACGGGGGUCUUUGCUUAUUACCAAGAGGCAAAAAGCACCAACAUCAUGGCCAGCUUCAGUAAGAUGAUCCCGCAGCAAGCCCUCGUCAUCCGAGAUUCCGAGAAGAAGAUAAUCCCCGCAGAGCAGCUCGUGGUGGGAGACAUCGUGGAGGUUAAGGGAGGAGACCAGAUCCCCGCAGAUAUCAGGGUGCUGUUUUCUCAGGGGUGCAGGGUAGAUAAUUCGUGUCUCACGGGGGAAUCUGAGCCCCAGUCCCGCUGCUCUGAGUUCACCCACGAAAACCCCCUGGAAACGAAGAACAUCUGCUUCUAUUCCACAACCUGUCUGGAAGGCACCGCCACCGGCAUGGUCAUCAGCACGGGCGACCGCACCAUCAUCGGCCACAUCGCCUCCUUGGCGUCGGGAGUUGGGAACGAGAAGACGCCUAUUGCCGUUGAGAUCGAGCACUUUGUCCACAUCGUGGCGGGGGUGGCCGUCUCCAUCGGCAUCCUAUUUUUCAUCAUCGCUGUGUCCAUGAAGUACCACGUCCUCGAUGCCAUCAUCUUCCUCAUUAGCAUCAUCGUGGCCAACGUGCCCGAGGGCCUGCUGGCCACUGUCACCGUGACGCUGUCGCUGACCGCCAAGCGGAUGGCCAAGAAGAACUGCCUGGUGAAGAACCUGGAGGCGGUGGAGACCUUGGGGUCCACCUCCAUCAUCUGCUCCGACAAGACCGGGACUCUGACCCAGAACAGGAUGACCGUGGCCCAUCUGUGGUUCGACAACCAGAUCUUCGUGGCGGACACCAGUGAAGACCACUCCAACCAAGUCUUUGACCAAAGCUCCCGGACUUGGGCCUCCUUAUCCAAGAUAAUAACGCUGUGUAACCGGGCCGAGUUCAAGCCAGGACAGGAAAGUGUCCCCAUCAUGAAGAAAGUCGUGGUUGGAGAUGCCUCAGAAACUGCUCUUUUGAAAUUCUCAGAGGUCAUUUUGGGUGAUGUGAUGGAAAUUAGAAAAAGAAACCGCAAAGUAGCUGAAAUCCCUUUUAACUCUACUAACAAAUUUCAGCUCUCCAUACAUGAGACGGAGGACCCCAGCGACAAGCGCUUCCUCGCGGUGAUGAAGGGGGCCCCGGAGCGGAUCCUGGAGAAGUGCAGCACCAUCAUGAUCAACGGCCAGGAGCAGCCGCUGGACAAGGGCACGGCCAGGGCCUUCCACACGGCCUACAUGGAGCUGGGCGGGCUGGGCGAGCGCGUGCUGGGUUUCUGUCACCUCUACCUGCCAACAGACAAGUUUCCAGAAACCUACUCGUUUGACACGGACGCCAUGAACUUCCCCACCUCCAACUUCUGCUUUGUGGGGCUCUUGUCGAUGAUCGACCCCCCUCGGUCCACCGUGCCAGACGCCGUCACCAAAUGCCGCAGCGCGGGGAUCAAGGUCAUCAUGGUCACCGGCGAUCAUCCCAUCACAGCCAAAGCCAUCGCCAAGAGCGUGGGGAUCAUUUCGGCCAACAGUGAGACAGUGGAAGACAUCGCCAAUCGCCUCAACAUCGCUGUGGAGCAAGUUAACAAGCGGGAUGCCAAGGCCGCCGUCGUGACCGGCCAGGAGCUGAAGGACAUGAGCCCGGAGCAGCUGGACGAGCUGUUGGCCGGCUACCCGGAAAUCGUCUUCGCCCGCACGUCCCCGCAGCAGAAGCUGAUCAUCGUGGAGGGCUGUCAGAGGCAGGAGGCGGUCGUCGCCGUGACAGGGGACGGCGUUAACGACUCUCCCGCGCUGAAGAAGGCAGACAUUGGCAUCGCCAUGGGCAUCGCGGGUUCUGACGCAGCCAAAAACGCCGCCGACAUGGUCCUGCUGGACGACAACUUCGCGUCCAUCGUCACGGGGGUGGAGGAAGGCCGCCUGAUCUUUGACAACCUGAAGAAGACCAUCGCGUACACCCUGACCAAGAACAUCGCCGAGCUCUGCCCCUUCCUCAUCUACAUCAUCGUGGGGCUGCCCCUGCCCAUCGGCACCAUCACCCUCCUGUUCAUCGACCUGGGCACGGACAUAAUUCCCUCCGUUGCCUUGGCCUACGAGAAAGCCGAGAGUGACAUCAUGAACAGGAAGCCUCGCCAUAAGAAGAGGGACAGACUGGUGAACAUGCCCCUCGCCGUGUACUCCUACCUGCACAUCGGCCUCAUGCAAGCCCUGGGAGCUUUCCUCGUGUAUUUCACCGUCUACGCGCAGCAGGGCUUCCUGCCCCGCACUCUCAUUAACCUGCGGGUGGAAUGGGAAAAGGACUACGUGAAUGACUUGGAAGACAGCUACGGGCAGGAGUGGACGCGGUACCAGAGGAGACACCUAGAAUGGACCGGCUACACGGCUUUCUUCAUUGGCAUCCUUGUCCAGCAAAUAGCAGAUCUGGUCAUCAGGAAGACCCGGAGGAACUCCAUCUUCCAGCAGGGUCUCUUCAGAAAUAAAGUCAUCUGGGUGGGGAUCGCCUCGCAGAUCGUCAUCGGGCUGCUGCUCUCCUAUGGCCUCGGAAGCGUCACGGCCCUGAGUUUCGCCAUGCUCAGGGCUCAGUACUGGUUUGUGGCCGUGCCGCACGCCGUCCUGAUCUGGGUGUACGAUGAGGUGCGGAAGCUCUUCAUCAGGCUCUACCCCGGAAGCUGGUGGGACAAGAACAUGUAUUACUGA
This is a messenger RNA of Propithecus coquereli (Coquerel's sifaka), 3148 nucleotides long. It is a transcript of the gene ATP12A, whose product is annotated as ATPase, H+/K+ transporting, nongastric, alpha polypeptide. The record is from RefSeq and is a predicted model, not a curated record. Gene Ontology annotation, molecular function: ATP hydrolysis activity; ATP binding; P-type sodium:potassium-exchanging transporter activity. The transcript is spliced from 22 exons. Gene Ontology annotation, biological process: proton transmembrane transport; intracellular sodium ion homeostasis; intracellular potassium ion homeostasis. Gene Ontology annotation, cellular component: membrane. The coding region runs from base 359 to 3148 and encodes 929 amino acids. Lineage: Eukaryota; Metazoa; Chordata; Mammalia; Primates; Indriidae.